This is a messenger RNA of Bursaphelenchus okinawaensis, 1794 nucleotides long. Lineage: Eukaryota; Metazoa; Nematoda; Chromadorea; Rhabditida; Aphelenchoididae. The record is from the annotation of a GenBank genome assembly.
AUGGAGAGUGUCAGGUUGUUGGGUGAGAGGAUCGUCGAGGAAUUAGCUCCAGUGGCCAAGUGAGUUUUCAGUUUAUGGCCAUGUUUUGAGGGUUUUUUGGGAGGAAAAUCGGAUUUUUCUAGGUGAAGUUUGUUGGUUUUAGUGGAAAGAUGAAUCCACAGCGUAUUUUACAAUAGCUAAAACGAAAAAAUCAUGUUUAUAAAAGCAUAACCUAUUUUACUCAAACUUUUUUCUGGAUCUAUAAUGAAAGAUUUUGUCGAUUUUACUCAUUUUUCAGGCGAAAAGUGUAGUUUUUCUUUUAUAAUUGAAAAAAUAGGUAAUACACAUAAAGUUUUAGGAUUUUUACUUUGAAAAAUGUUGCAAGAUUUGUUUUUAGACAUUAUUUUACAUUCAUGAUCUAAAAAUUUCAUGAAUUAGUCAACCUGGAACUCGUUAUAUUAAGCUUGCCAAAGUAUUGUAGUCAUACGUUUAAUUGUGAUUUUAACUUUAUUAAAACUAAAAUUAAUUCUCUUUUUUAAGAAAUAGUAAAAAUAUAAGGUAUGACGAUCUUUUUACCCAAGUUUUACAAUUUUAUAUUAAAAAUUAAAAUUAUGGCAACGAAACGUAAUAGGUGGACAAGAGUAAUAUUCAAAUUUUUUUGUGAAGCUGUUGGACUUUCUUAAAAACCUUUUACAAAAAGCAUUAUAUGAGGAUGGCAGACAUUUAACAUUUUUUAUUGGCUUAUAUAAAGUUCACAGAGAAAAAUUAUAUUAUGAUAGGUGAUCAAGUGUAUAAAAAUCAUAAAUUUAAAGUACAGUUUAAGAACUAAGUAAAUUCAUAUUGAAAUAGCAUUAAAUGAUAACUAAGAAACUUUUAAAUUCAAAAACAAAUUUUAAGUUGUAACAAUUUGACAGUUUUAUACCGUUUUCAGUGGUUUGGAGAACCUGGUAUCGAAUAUGGGCUUGAUCAAUCGGAAUGAAUCAGAACUCGUUGCAAAGCAAUUCUACGACGAGUUAGCCAAACAGCCAAACGUCGAUGAUAUUCUCGCCAAGUGAGUUACGCAUUUCAGCUAUUUUUGGGGAUUUCUCGAAAUAUUGAGUAAUAAUAUAUUGUAGCAGGUAUUACUAAUAUUAUUCAUCGUUUUUUGCUUAUAUUAAUGUUUCUUUUUAGUACACAAAGUUAAUUGUGAUAGGAUUAGUUAGAAAAUGUUGUUUAAGUAUUGUGUAAAUGGUUUAGCAGUUAAAAAUAGUCUUUAUUUGACUUUUAAUUGAGUAUUAGUGAGAGAGUGCGGUAAAGUAAGAGACGAGCAGAACUUUUGCAAAAUGCGUUGAAAAUGGAAAUCUAAGACGAUUUUAAAUAUUUUUGAAGAUUUUUUUAAAGUUUAAAUUUUUUUUGAAUGUGGAAUUUCAAAAUUUUAAAAUAUUUCUUGCACCGUGCAGUCAUUUUUAGAUUUUUCAAAUUCAGAAGCUUUUUUCAAUAUAUUGCUCUAUCUAUAGCAAAUUACUACUCCCAAUAUUAUAAAAACCGUAUCACUCAACUCUUUCCAGACACGAACUCCAACUAAUGCAGCUUCGUGACAUGAACCAAGAAACCUUGAGGAUAGCCAACAUGGCCAGUACCAGGAUGAGUGCCUUUCAACAGAAUAUGAAUGAAGAUUGGGAGAAUGUGCACAAGCUCGUAGAAUGGUCAAGGAACGGUCGUCGACUAGUCGGAACGAUAGAAACAUUGAAAGGUCAGUGUGAAGAGUUACAUCGACAUUUCCUACAAACUCAACUGGCAUUGGAGGCACUGGAUCGACUGGUAAAGGCGGCUUGA